Molecule: messenger RNA, 3408 nt
Organism: Aphanomyces astaci
Lineage: Eukaryota; Oomycota; Saprolegniomycetes; Saprolegniales; Verrucalvaceae
Exons: 7
Coding region: 31-2487 (818 amino acids)
Biological process (GO): protein polyubiquitination
Cellular component (GO): ubiquitin ligase complex; cytoplasm; nucleus
Molecular function (GO): ubiquitin-ubiquitin ligase activity
Source: RefSeq, a predicted model, not a curated record
UUCCGACGGAAAUCAUCGGCGGAAGGAUCGAUGGCAUCGUGGAUUGGCUCGUGGAUGAAUGGCGAUGCAAAGCCAACCAACGAAGAAGAGAAGACGGACACUGUCCCUGUGAAUCAACCCACUGCCGAGGAAUUGCGUCAAAAGAGAUUGGACAGAUUGGCUGCGUUGGAGGCGUCAACGGCGGCGUCUAAUGCUGAUGUUGCGUCAGCGCCGACCCCACCCCCUGUUCAACGACCGCCACCUGCAAACCAAGUGAAGGCAAUAACGCCUGCGCCAAUUGAACACGGCAACCACGGUCCAUCUCCGCAACUGUCGAAUGCGCCGGACUUGACGAAACGUAAAUCAUCCACUCGUCGGGAUCCGCUGCACAACGCCCUCCAACAAAUCUUGGGCGUGACGCUCACUAAAUCCCAUGCAGGCUCAACGUUCGUGUACGUGGCCACCGACAGCGACACGAUCAACUCGGACAACUUGAGCGAAGUCCUGUACUUGCGGCUGCUGGUCGACGAUCCAACGUACAGCUCCGCGUUGGAGUACUUGUUUGCAGUGUACCAACGCGUCCGAACGGAAUCGUCGGGUCUCAACGACGCCGACCGCCUCGUGGUGCAGUCGGUCCAAGAGCAAUGCAUCAACUACAGCGUCACGUGUCUGCUGGAACCAGAGAUGUUUCCGUCCAAGGUGACCCCACUGGAAGCGUUCGACGCGCUGGUUCGAUCUCCAAACGCGAGCACGUCGUCGUACUUGGAGGCGCUGGCUGCCGGCCUCGAAGCGCAAGGUGGCAACGCCGCCGUGGGUCGCGUCGGCGGCCCCAUCCUGCAGAAGCUCGUAUCCGAGGUGUUCCUCGGGUCGCAGUCCAUCUUGGCCUUGGAGUCGUGGUCCAGUCCGAUCCAAACCAUCGGCUCCCUCGUUCGCAUCAAGGGCUUCGCGACUGUGUUCACCAACAUCCCUGGAUUCCUGCUCACGCCGCCGCUCAACGGCCGCCGCCUGCAAGAUGCCACGGCGCUGGGCAUUCUGCUUCGCUUUAGCACCGACGCGCCCGACCCGGCCAUCAAGGACUUGUUUGCCAACAUUACGAAACGCUCCCGCGUGGAUGUCAACAAGUCGGUCGAGAGUUUGCGAUCCAAGCUGUCGCUGCUGCACAACAUUGUCACAGAUAUCUUUCGCUCGUUGCUCAAGGGGGGGGCGCACUCGAAAACCCGCACGAUUCAAUGGCUCGAGCAAGCGAUGGUGGUCAACGUCGAAGGGUCCAAGGAGAACCCGAACCCGGCGCUCGUGUCCACGGCCGGCAUGCUCAUAAACCUGAACGUGGUGCUGCUCCGGCUCUGCGGCCCGUUCCUGCCGCCGUCCACCAAGCACGCGCUGAUCGAUGCUACGUACUGGAAGUGCUGUUCGAGUCCGCUGUUUCCGCAAGACACGACCAAACUCGUGGCGCCGUCGUCCUCGUCUGAGCAGCAGCAACCCGCGCCGCCCUCUGCUGCCUUGGCGUCGUUCAACUUUAUCACCCAGUGCUUCUUCCUCACCCUGCGCGCAGUCCACAUUGGGCCCGUGGCCACAAUCGGCAAGUACAUGCGCCUCCUGCGCCAGCUGUCGUACAUGCAGAACCACAUGAACGACGAUCCCCGCGGCCGCGCGCAGUUCGAGAUGCUCGCCGCGACCAAGAUGAUCAUCGACGCCAAGCUGCUCCAGCCAGAACUCUUGCACGACCUUGUUCGAUUUGCGCUGCUGUCUGCCAAUGUCACGUGCCGCCUGUGCCUAUCUCCAAAUGGGAAUGCGGUUGCCUUAGCUGGCUUGGACCUCCUGCCGUUGGUCACCCCCGCCGACGCCUUGUUGGUGCCGUCUGUGCCCGAGCAUGUCGUCGAAGACAUCCUGAGCAUCGUGCUGUUUGUGGCUCGGUUUGCGCCCGACGAGCUCAAGUCGUUCGAGUUUGGCGACUUUUUGACCAUGGCCCUGAUCUUCUUGUCGUCCCCGCAACUCAUUCGCAGCCCCCACCUCCGCGCCAAGAUGAGCGAGUGCUUGUUUGAAAUGUGCCUGCCUUCGCACGAGUCGGAGGACCGACCGACGGCGGCGAUCCCGUCGGCGGUUGCGGCGCUCGUGCAGAGCAAGUUGGCCCAGCAGCACUUGGCGCCGUGCUUGUUGGCGCUGUACGGAGACGUCGAACAGACGGGGUUUUAUGAAAAACUAGAGCACAGAUACAACAUUGCGUGCUUGUUGAAAUACUUGUGGAAGUGUCCUGACCACAAGGCGGCGUUCGUGAUGAUCAGCCAGAACCAACCGGCGUUUGUCAAGUUUGCCCAUGGGCUCAUGAACCAUAUCAACUCGUUGCUCACCGAUGCCUUGACCAACUUGCCCGAGAUUAAGUCGCUCCAAGUAGGCAUUUCUAGAAAUAUUUAUAUAUAUAUAUGUGUGUUGGUAGGAAGAAAGCCAAAGCCCGCAAUGGCUGAGCUUGAACGAAGCAGUGCGGGAACAAAAGCAAAGUCUACUGGCUGAGAAGGAGCGCACGGUCACGUCAAGUUUGCAGCUGGCCAAUGAGACGAUUCACAUGAUGUCGUACUUGACGUCCGAGAUCCAAGCGCCGUUUCUGACGGCCGAGCUCGAAGACCGCCUCGUGGGGAUGCUCAACAGCGUCUUGGUCAAGCUGGCGGGGCCGCGAGGGUUGGAUCUCAAGGUGACCAACCCCGAAGUGUACAAGUUCCGGCCCAAGGUGAUGCUGUGCGAGAUUGUCGAGACGAUUUUGCACUUUAGCCAGUACGAGAGCUUCCAGCUGGCGGUGGCAACCAACGGCCUGUACGACGCGUCCGUGUACCGCAAGUGCGCGGGCAUUUUGCAGCGCACGCAAGUGGUGGACGCGGCCAAAGUGGCGGCGUUCGACUCGUUUGCGCAGACGGUGGAGGACCUUUUCAACAGCAACACGCAGGACGAAGCCAUGCUGGGCGACAUCCCCGACGAGUUUAUGGACCCGCUCCUGUGGCAGCUGAUGAAGGAGCCUGUGACACUGCCCAGCGGGUACGUCGUGGACAGAGCCACCAUCACGCAGCACUUGAUGAACGACGCGUCCGACCCAUUCACGCGAUCACCGCUGACCGUCGACCAGCUCGUGCCCAACGCGGCGCUGAAGGCUCAAAUCCAGGCGUGGGUGGCGGCGCAACACAAAUAAGAUGGACAUGGACACUCAAAGUCCAUGGUCGUGCCAAAGGGGAUUCCGAUGUGUUACUGUAUUUGCAUGAUAUAUAUGGUUGGUAGUAGUAGUAUACAGUAGUACAUGGUAGUGUUUGCGUGAAAGCACGAAGAGUAAACAAAAGAUAAAAAUUAGAGCUAACUAGUACUACAAGACUGUACUACUGCACCUACUACUGCACCUACAUACAUACUGUACCCACGUCAGUAUAAGGGUAAUUAAUCAACGUCCGC